This is a messenger RNA of Glossina fuscipes, 1256 nucleotides long. RefSeq lists its product as uncharacterized. The record is from RefSeq and is a predicted model, not a curated record. Lineage: Eukaryota; Metazoa; Arthropoda; Insecta; Diptera; Glossinidae. The coding region runs from base 58 to 588 and encodes 176 amino acids. The transcript has 2 exons.
AAAACACAUGCAGCAAAUUUUAUCAAUUGAUGAUUAAAAAAGAAGUGAAGGAUUUUGAUGGCGUCAUUUAAUCAAGCUCAGAAAACAAGUGAUGAAAAUGAAAAUGAUGUCUUAAAUGAAUCCAUUGGCAAUCACACAAUGCAAAAUUCAAAAGACCAAUUGGAUGAUUUUUGUGGAUUUGAUGAUACGGAGCAAAAGGAUAAGGCAGAAGAUUCGUUAAAUGAAUCCAUUGGCAAUCACGUGCAGCAAACUUCGACAGAACAAUUGGAUGAUUUUUGUGGGUUUGCUGAUACAGAGGGCAAGAAUGAGGCAACUACUGACAAGAACAUUUGCACUACACCUCGUAAGAACAAUGAGAUAUCAAACCGACAUGAUAACGAAAACGAGGAAGCAUCCGGGGCAGAAUUAAGGGUAGCAGAAAAUAUGGAAACUUCUACAGGAAAUCGUUUACCUGUAACGCCAACAAUGACCACACCAACUAAUGCUAUAAUGCCAUCAGCGCCACGAGCCCGUCGUAUCCGUCGAUUCUUUGUGCGGCAAAAUAAUCCAGCAUCGAUCAUUUUCAUACUUCGUUUCUAUUAUAUAUAAGAGGUGCGUGUGUGUCUGUUUUAUGAAAUAUUGACAAUAAUAUAAAUUAUCGCAUUGAAUUAAUUAAAUCGAAUCCGUAAAAAGUCUAUUUCGAGUUAUCUUAAAAUCUUCGUUAUGUUGCUCUUGUUUAAAUAAAUAUUAUCUGAGUUAAUUUUACUUAUAUUCAUUUAAGUAAAUGACAAAAGUCGCUCUUAAUUGAGAGAAAUCAGCUCACAAAUAGUAAAAAAAAGUAAUGCGAACUUUAUGAAUUAUUUUGUUUAAAUUUGUGAAAAAAAAAUGAAAAAAAGCAAUGUAGUGUAUAUAAAUCUGGAUUUAUAAAGAAGACUUGACACACUUGGCGCAGAUAUGGAAAACAUUACAAAUUUCUUGAAAAUUGUGGAAAAAAAUUGUAAUGAAAAUCAUUUUUAAUAAAAACAUGUAUGUGUUUAAAAAUCUUCUUUGCGCAUCCCACUAGUUUUUCAAAAUUUUUUUUUUAUGCAUUUUUUACUCUCGAAAUGUUACAAUUUUUACAAGAUAUUGCCCCAAAUUAGCCAUUCUCUGCAGGGAGACAAAAAUUUCAUCAUAAAAAUCUACGCCGCCAGACCAACUUGCUUUACUUUACCAUAUGUUUACAACUAGAGCUUAAAGCAAUAGCAGCUCCCUUAGCUUUCUUAAAAUGUACUUUACAA